Molecule: messenger RNA, 2017 nt
Organism: Culicoides brevitarsis
Lineage: Eukaryota; Metazoa; Arthropoda; Insecta; Diptera; Ceratopogonidae
Exons: 3
Coding region: 63-1952 (629 amino acids)
Molecular function (GO): protein binding
Source: RefSeq, a predicted model, not a curated record
AGCAAGCCUCGUGUCGUGUGAUUAACAAUUUUAUUUCCAUUUACCGCAUUUUAUAGUGUAAAAUGAAACGUAAAUUACCCACAAUCAGUUACAAUACUUAUUGUAAGCGUCCAAAAUGGAUUACUUCGAUAUCUAAUCUCCCAGUUGAGAUGCUCAUCGAGGUUUUUCAUAAAUUAUCGGCUCCAGAGCGUCGAGCUAUCCAAACUGUCAACAAACAUGUCUUUUCCGUACUCAACAAAUAUUUUUCUGACGAUAAUUGUCUCGUGAUUUCCGGUGAUUAUGACUUUUCCCCGCAAGGCCUCUUGUAUCGAACAUUCCAGAGUCCUUUGAGGCAAAAACGAAGCUUUUCUCAUAUGAUCAUCAAAUCCCUUCCACUGGAUCGUGAAGAUGCGCUCCCGAUUUCCGAUUUUCUUGAGCUAGUAGGCGACGAAGUGCAGCACCUGAAAAUCGAGGAAAAUAUUAGACGACAUUCCGUCAAAAGUCGCAAUUGGAUCAGCGAACUAAUUUACGAGAUCAUGCCGAAUUUAAAAUGUCUCGAGGUGUCUGAUGAUUUAUUGUUCGAUAAUGUGCAGCUUCCGGCAAGUUUGACCGAGAUCAGAAUGCAAAAAGGACACUUUCGGAUCGAUAAAGUGAGUUCAAUUCGCAACAAGAAGACGAUCACUUGCUUCAGAGCCGCAAAUGUUGUCAUUUUCAUGGGAGAUCUCGAAAAGGAUUGGAUUUCGUCGAUUCUCGAGCCACAAGCCAUUGAAGCGUUCAAGGAAGUGUUAAAUUACAACAAGGAUGGUUUCUUGUCAUUCGAGUCCGCAUUCAACUUUUGCGGAGAGAAAAAGCUAUCGACAGACGAUGUUAUUGGAAUUGGAGUGUACACGAAUGCUUUGACGUUCGGCCAUUGUCAUUUCAAAAAUCUCAACUAUUUGCGACUUCAUCAACUUUAUGGAGGCACAGCAAACAGUACUGUAAAAUCCAAGCCUGUCGGAAACUCAAAAUUGAAGAGUUUGAAAAUUGCAGGAGAGUUCCAACAUUCUGCUUCCAGUCUUGACACCUUCAUACAAAAUUUUCCGGAUUUGGAAUCACUGAAAAUUGCAAGACUUUCGGUAGACAAUGAGCUAUUUGCCAAGAUCUGUCAAUUUAUGCCAAAACUCAAAAAAUUAUCUGUGAUGUCUGAACGAUCUGUGAUCUCCUUGGAAGCGAUGCUAAGUGAAAAUCGCUAUUCAUUGAAAGAUUUGCCCUCGUUGAAAAAGAUCGAGAUCACGACAGAAGAAUUCGAGGUUAAUGAAGUUCCUAAUCGAUGGCCAAGUCUUCCAUAUUUGAAAGAGCUGCGUCUCGAAGGAAGAUGCUUCCAAAAUCAAACAGAAAAAUUCUAUUUAAAAAUAGUUGAAAAUUCGCCAAAUAUCACCAGUUUUCAUCUCGAUUUUAUGGAAUAUUGGGAAAUUGAUGUGAAUCCAGGAAUAUUUUUUCCGAUUAUUUCAAAGUUACAAUUGAAACAUUUGAGUCUUCCUGGCGAUUACUAUAUCACGUCAAAUAAGAAAUUGAUUUCAAAUAUUAUGCACUAUUGCAAAAAUUUGAAGACACUUACUUUGCACGGUUAUUACGGACCAGAUUUCAAGCAAGAACUUGAACUUUUCGCUCAGAUUCCAUCGCUAGAAGUAAUCAACAGCGAAGUUAUGGAACCGGAAUAUAAUAUACGACAGAUGACACGAAAGGACUAUGAGAAUCCCAAAGAGUACUUAAAAACUUAUGUGACCUCAUACAAAGAUCAGCAAGAAUUAUUCGAGCAUUUAACUGACAAUUACAUCCCACUAAAAGAUCAAAUUCAAAAGCUUCCAGAAUUUAAUGCGAAAUUUCCCGAAGAAGUGGAUGAAGUCCGAAAAAUUUACAAUAUCACGCACAAUUUUUUGAAUCUGGAUGAGGUUCAGAUGUGUAAUCUCAUAUAUAAUUGUAACUCGUAUUGAACUGUUGUGAAAAUUCUUUUAUUUCCCAAAUUCUAUUUGUGACUAAAUAAAACAUCAAUUAUUGU